UGAUGCUGGUGCUGCUGCCGCCUCGACUGCUGCUACUCUAGUGGGGCUGGAAGGGUGGUUCCUAUUCGCACCGUCGCCAGCCAGAGACGGAGGGAAAAAAAUCCCAGCAGCCGCUGCUGAUGUUGGGUUCGGAGGCUGCAUCCGACUCGGUCACAAGGAAAAUGGAUUCAGUUUGCAUCUCUCCCUCCUUUCAACAGCUUUUCCCGGUCUCAGCAAGGGUGUCCAGGGCAGCAGCUGAGGAGACCUUGCCAAGGAACACCACACAGUAGAUGCUGAAACAUCGCACUCCAGGAUAAGAAACAGUAACAUGGCAGCACCCAUGUGAGAGGAAUCAAAGAGCAACAGACUCCAUUUAGAAAGGAACAAUGUCCAAGAAAGGGCGAAAUAAGGGCGAGAAGCCCGAGGCGCUCAUUGUCGCCCUUCAAGCUGCCAACGAAGACCUCAGGACCAAGCUCACCGACAUCCAGAUAGAGCUGCAUCAGGAGAAGUCCAAGGUAUCUAAGCUUGAAAGAGAGAAGACUCAAGAAGCAAAGAGGAUUCGUGAGUUGGAACAGCGCAAGCACACGGUCCUGGUGACAGAACUCAAAGCCAAGCUCCACGAGGAGAAGAUGAAGGAGCUGCAGGCUGUGAGGGAGAAUCUCAUCAAGCAGCACGAGCAAGAAAUGUCAAGGACAGUGAAGGUUCGGGAUGGGGAGAUCCAGAGGCUCAAGUCGGCUCUGUGCGCCCUGCGGGAUGGCAGCAGCGACAAAGUAAGGACAGCGCUCACCAUUGAGGCCCGGGAGGAGGCCCGGAAACUGUUUGACGCGGAGCGCCUUAAGCUCCUACAGGAAAUUGCGGACCUGAAAACUGCCAAGAAGCAGGUGGAUGAGGCUUUAAGCAAUAUGAUCCAAGCGGAUAAAAUCAAGGCUGGGGACCUGAGGAGUGAGCAUCAGUCCCACCAGGAAGCCAUCUCCAAGAUCAAGUGGGAGUCCGAGCGGGAUAUUCGGAGGCUGAUGGAUGAAAUCAAAGCCAAGGACAGGAUCAUCUUUUCCCUGGAGAAGGAACUGGAGACGCAGACAGGCUACGUGCAGAAGCUCCAGCUGCAGAAGGAGGCUCUGGACGAGCAGCUGUUUCUGGUCAAGGAGGCGGAGUGCAGCAUGAGCAGCCCGAAGCGCGAGGUCCCGGGGAGAGCGGGGGACGGCUCCGAGCACUGCGGCAGUCCUGAUUUGCGAAGAAAUCAAAAGAGAAUAGCUGAGUUGAAUGCCACUAUAAGAAAACUAGAAGACAGGAAUACCUUGCUUGGAGAUGAACGAAAUGAAUUGUUGAAACGCGUGCGGGAAACCGAAAAACAAUGCAAACCUCUUCUGGAAAGGAACAAGUGCCUCGCCAAGAGAAAUGACGAGCUGAUGCUGUCUUUGCAACGCAUGGAGGAGAAGCUGAAAGCCAUUACCAAGGAAAACUCAGAAAUGAGAGAAAAAAUAACAACCCAUCCACCCUUGAAGAAGUUAAAAUCUCUGAAUGACCUCGAUCAAGCUAACGAAGAACAAGAGACAGAGUUUCUAAAACUUCAGGUCAUUGAACAACAGAACAUUAUCGAUGAGCUCACCAGGGACCGGGAAAAGCUCAUCCGCAGGAGAAGGCACAGAAGAAGCUCCAAGCCAAUUAAGAGGCCUGUUUUGGACCCAUUUAUCGGCUAUGAUGAGGACUCCAUGGACUCGGAGACGUCAUCCAUGGCAUCGUUCAGAACCGACCGGACACCAGCCACUCCUGACGAUGACCUGGAUGAAAGUUUAGCAGCUGAAGAAUCUGAGCUACGAUUUCGACAAUUAACGAAAGAAUACCAGGCCCUCCAGAGAGCAUACGCCCUCCUGCAGGAGCAGACUGGGGGCAUCAUCGACGCUGAGAGAGAGGCCAAGGCCCAAGAACAGCUCCAAGCGGAGGUGCUAAGGUAUAAAGCCAAAAUUGAAGAUCUGGAGGCAACUCUGGCUCAGAAAGGGCAGGACUCACACUGGGUAGAAGAUAAACAACUUUUCAUUAAGAGAAACCAGGAGCUUUUAGAAAAGAUAGAAAAACAGGAGGCAGAAAAUCACCGGCUACAGCAGGAACUGCAGGAUGCCAGAGACCAGAAUGAGCUGCUGGAGUUCCGAAACCUAGAGCUAGAAGAACGAGAAAGACGGUCCCCUCCAUUCAAUCUGCAAAUUCACCCAUUCUCAGACGGUGUGAGCGCGCUGCAGAUCUACUGCAUGAAAGAAGGUGUCAAGGAUGUGAACAUCCCUGAUCUCAUAAAGCAGCUUGAUAUCUUGGGUGAUAAUGGGAAUUUGAGGAACGAAGAACAAGUGGCCAUUAUCCAGGCCAGCACCGUGCUGUCCCUGGCGGAGAAGUGGAUCCAGCAAAUCGAAGGAGCAGAGGCCGCCCUGCACCAGAAAAUGAUGGAACUGGAAAGUGACAUGGAACAGUUCUGCAAAAUCAAAGGCUAUCUGGAAGAAGAGCUGGACUACAGAAAACAAGCCCUCGACCAGGCGUAUAUGAGAAUCCAGGAACUAGAAGCUACUUUGUACAAUGCUCUGCAGCAAGAAACUGUCAUCAAAUUCGGUGAACUGUUGAGUGAGAAACAGCAGGAGGAGCUGAGGACUGCAGUAGAGAAGCUGCGGCGGCAGAUGCUGAGGAAGAGCAGAGAGUACGACUGUCAGAUUCUUCAGGAGAGGAUGGAGCUCUUACAGCAAGCCCAUCAGAGAAUCCGUGACUUAGAAGACAAAACAGAUAUCCAGAAAAGACAGAUAAAGGAUUUAGAGGAAAAGUUUCUGUUUCUAUUCUUGUUCUUCUCUCUUGCCUUUAUUCUAUGGCCUUGAUGUCAAGGUGCCUCUUGAAGAGUAACCGAAAACACGGAUAAGACCCAGAAAGACAAAUGCUUCUAAACCUUCCAAGAUGGCAGAAAUGUUUACAGCAGUGAGAGGGAGAUCAAAAGCUAAGGACUACCCUGUAGCCAGGACUACAACUGUGUAUUUUAAAGCCAUUAUUCAAGGUUUCUUACUUGACAGUUCCUAUAUGACCCUGUUGAAAAUCUACAAUAUAUGCUGCAUUUACUGAAACAUGUAUAUGUCGAACCAGAAGAAAAGAACUAUAAACAUAUAUUGUGUAAAGAAAAAAAAUCAGCAGUGGGAACAGUUUCAGCAGAUCAAGCAAAGAUGUGUCUUGGGCAUGGAACCAAAGUUACAAAGAAACAUUCUACCCCUGCUGUGCAGGGGGGGUCAUUUUAAUGUAACACCACACCCCAUGGAAAAUACUGGUCCUGAAAUAAACAUCAUUUUAAAAAAUCAAAACAAAACAACAAGGGCGGGUGGGAAUGAAGCACGAGGAAUACCCAUGAGGAGCUAUUUACAAUAAAAUGUUUCAUUUGAAAAGUCUGGUUUUUUACUACAGGGAUUUGCUUUUUCUGUCUUUAUCAUUAUUUAAAACUCAGGAACAGAGACAUCAGCAAUGUGAGUGAGAAGAAAAGCACCCUCCCGUUUGUUUCUCUGCAGACAGCGGAGCGGGUGCAGGGCAUUCCACAGAUGACGGAUGAGAAGUGGACUGCGGUGACCCCGUCUGCGCUGGCAAAAAAGGCGGAGGACCCAGGCAAAUGUCACAUAAAAAAUAAAGGCAGAUUUGAUGCUUCCUUGACCUGUCACCUCUGUGUUGCUCCAGGAAGAAGAGACUGACCUCACUCAUAUUGAAAAUUAAGAAGAUGAUGCUGUCAAUCACAAGUUCCCUGACUUAGUUCUGUUCAUAGUUCCAGCAUCUGUAGGGAACAUGGGCCAGAGAGCAUCUCUGAAUCUUUCCAUUUCCAAAAUACUGGUUUUCACAUGGCUGCUUAAGAUUGCCUGCAAACCAAUGUUCUAAGAUCUAAGUAAAAACACCGUAGAGGCGAUAAGUAAACUUCUACCAACUGUUGUUUGCCACAGAGAUGUGAAUAUUAAAUUACGAUUAUUUUUUUAAAAUGUCCUGAUACGCCUAGAGCACUUGGGUCCCUUGUCACUUAAACUGGUAACAGUUUCCCCCCAGGGAGCUAACAGCCACAAGAUAACUCUGCUUUUUUAUAUAGAACUGCCAGUGCGUCACUGAUAAGGUGGUUUUCUACCAGAGACAAUGGAAAGACUGGUACUUUUCCUAAGUUCCGUAAUACUGAGUCUUGGAUUCCGGUUUGAGAGCAAAUAAAUGUUCCUGAAAAGCUGAUUUUACACCUCAUUGACUGUAGAUAACAAAACAGCCUCAAUUUUUCAAAGUGUCAAGGUUUUAUGUACAGGGCUAGAAUUCCCAUCCAUAGAGAAUGUGUGUAGGGAGCCAGAAACUCUUCCUACAAAACGCCACCCAAGCCCUCCCCUCUGUGGGCUCAGUAUCUUUCUCUUCAGUUUCAGCGCUGGCGUUUUCGGAGCCAGCCCGGUGACUGAGGAAUGUACAAGCAAAGCUCGGAUGCUGGGGUCUACUUUUUGUGUUUAUAUUUACUGCUGACACAGGCAACUUUGGCCCAGUCACUUAACCUCUCUGUGCCUCAGUUUCCUCAUCUGCAAAAUGAGGUUAAAAUGCUUUUUCAUAAAGGUUUCUUUUUUGCAAUUUCUGGAACAAGAGGUGCUUAAUGUAGCAUAAAGUGCUUUGUAAUGACCAUGACUGCUAUAUUAUUUGACAUUCUUGUAUCGUUGAGAAAAAGAGUCCCUUGUGUAAUAAAAUAGGCUUCAGUUUGGUGGGAUCUAAGCAGCAUAGCUCUGAAGCUUCCCCAUCAAACUACCUGGGACAUCACUAGCAAUAAAGCCUGAGAGAUCCAGAGCCAGGAUCUCCAAUAACCUAUAGUCAGUAGAUCAGCUCAUGCUAUUGAGCAAGAUGGAAGAAUGCGUGAUUUCAGUGAUGAAUGAGGAUCCCCUAGCUCUCCCCCUUGCUGGCACAUGCGUGAUACAAAACUCCAUGUGAUCAGAGGACAGCCAGGUGUAAGAUUAAGGCUGGCAGUAAAUAGCAUCACCAUUGAUCUGAUCACCCUUUUCAUUUGGGGGCAAGGUCCAGUGACAUGCCCCACUGGGAAUACACAAAAUAACUGUCCUUCCGCUGGACUCUUUGUUUAGUUGGGUAGGUUCGUUGUGUAGGCAAUGUGAGCAAGGGUGCCCCUGUAGUCUGGGACCCCACCCUUUCAAAUCUCAGAAGAAACAGGACAGGGUAAGCCACUCUUCUGUAUCUUCAGCGUUUCUCUUUUCAUUGCUCUUUGCCCAUCCAGGGUCCAUCUGAGCAAAUUCAUACUCCAUCUUCUCCACCAACCCUCCUUGCCUUCUCUUCCUCUUGCUUUCCCCUCCAAGGAAUGUGCAGUUGGAAUUUUAUGUCCAAGCACUGACCAUGGUUUGAAUGACUAGAAAGAGUUGUAAAAAUAGUGUGGUUGAACCAUGCACACUGUCUGCGUACAUGUCAUUGCAUCACACACAAGUCACACAAGAGCCGUGACAGGAUGAGUCUAAGCAGCUUUAGACAGGUUUCGGGCAAACACACAAGGAGGGGUCUCUCUUGCUGAUUGACAUCCAGGAGAUCAGCAGAUUUUUCUAGAUUUUAAGCUAAAAGGUGAUAUUUUUACCUGGUCUUACUCAUGACACUCAAAAUGGUUAUUGGGUAGGGCUACAUAUUUGUAUAGGUACAUCUCUCUGAUACCCAUUUUCACAACUAUAAAAAUCAUUUGCGAAAUUGUAACUAUGUCACAGUCUUGCACAUGGAUCCAUGGAAAGGGACCCUAUCGAAAGGAAUGCUGCCCUUGUGCAUAAUGUCCAGCAGUAAUGAAAGAGCAUCUCAUUGAUCGUGGAGAGUUCGAUGUGCUUACAAAGGGUGGAUAAUCCCCACUCUGAGCUUUAAUUUCUGCAUCUUAACUAACCCAGUGAGUUAGCAAUCAGAACAGCAUUUUUCAGGGUUGAUUAACUUAAUUCUUAAAAUAUUCAUCUCUUGGAAAAUAAAGCUAGCUGGAUAAAGAUAAACUAUUAAAAGAUAGUUUUUGAUCAAAUAAAAGUCCCAAUGUAGCUCAGUAUUUUCAGACAGGAAAAUUUUUAUGAUAAAAAGGGGAAAAAUGGAAGACUAUAUUUGGCUAUAAUACUAGAAAUCAUCUAUUACUAAGUUGAUGUUUUUUAAUGCGUCCAAGUUUUAUUUUUUGGAAACACUAGAAUUUGCUGAAAAUAAGUAUGGUCCCUUUCACCUAUGUCAUGGAAGUAAAAUGAUGGCCAAUACUGAGAUCUGAGGGUUGGAAGAAUACUGCUUGGUUUUUCUUCCAUUCACAAGUGACUUCACGCAGGUGCCGUGGUCCUGCAGGACGGCAGGGAAGAUACAGAGGGCUCGCAGGGCGCCACUGGAGGACAAAGGGGGCAUUUGUUCUCCACAAAUAACACAGGAAAUAAUACAGUUGUGCCAAGUAAUUUGUGCUACAGUAUUUUAUCUCAACUUCUUAUGUUUUCAGUUUAAAAUAAAUACCUGGCACAUUUGUUCUUUUUUGCCAAUUUAUUGUCAACUUUUUCUGUAAAACCAUUGUGUAAUUUACAUACAUUCAGUGUCUUCAAUGUAAUUCCUAAGUUUAUUGUUUUAAAAUGAAGCAAGUCUUUGUAAGCUGCCUAGGUUGUUAUGGAAACUAAGAAUAAUAUCCAUCAGUUUUGUGUUGAUGUUUAAAUAAUUGGAUUAUUUGUGUGAUGUUACAUCAAAGUGGAAAGCAUAGACAUUUUAUUUUUAAAUAUUGCAUUUUUGAUCUGUCAAAGAGUGGCACAGAAAAAAAAUAUAUAUACUUAUCUACUGUAUUUGAAAAGUUCAAUAUACCUUUUGAGAAAUCAGUAAUCCAAACGAAUCUUAGAUGGCUGUUUAUGUAAUGAGUUCAUGCUUCCAGAAUGGGCACAAGCCUUUCAUGAGGACUUCUGCCUUCCGAAGGAAGAAAGUAGGUCACGUGGUGUUGAGGGAUGAAAGCUUCCAUUCUGUUCAAUUGCCUUGUCAUUUCCAUGUGAUGUAUUGUCUUGAGAAUGCAUUUCUGGCACAUCAGCAAGAGGUUUCGGACCAUGGAAGGCUGAUCUGCAGCCGCAUGGGAGUGCUGGGCAGGGCAACAUGCGCAUUCCUUUGCUGUCUUUAGUUUGGCAGUUUAGUUCAUCCUAAAUGAAGCUUCUAUUGUUGAGUCUGAUGUUUAAUUGAAAUUGCUAAAGAUACACUUCAAGGAGCCAUGUGGCAAAAGUCAGAAGGAUUAUAAUGUGCUGUAUUCAACACAGAAUAUCAGACUCAGAAGUACAAGUGGUUCAUUAGGUGAAGUUCCCGGUUUUGGUCUUUUUGUUUCUGCAUUGAGGUCUUUGCAUCCACGCUGGUAUUUCCCUCCUAGUGACAUCGAAGUCCUGCAGGGUGGGAGUGGUGCAGAUAAACAACUCGUAGGCCAACUUUGCCCACAAUCAAGACUCCACUAACUGGCUAAGUUGUGGACGAUGCCAUUCCCCACAAGCAGAUACCCAGCCCCCAUUAAUAACAGCAAUCACUCAUAUUUGAUUGACAGCUCACAAAAUGUGCCUAUUCCCCCCACUAACCAUGAUGAGGCAGAUCAAAGUCCAAACACUUUUAUAAAUAUGUGAUGUACAUAUCUACUCAUAUAUAUUCUGUACAUAGUACGAUGGUGCGAGUGCUCACUAAAUGUGUACUUCUGUCCCAGGAUUGAGGACUUAUGGGAGGGGAUUUUCUCAUGCUGCUGGGUAGCUCAUGUUUUUGUUCAACACCUGGUGUCUGCUCUUCCCCUCCUUGCCUGCCUCUGUCCCUCCUCCCCACCUUCUAUCCAUUAAAGCUACGCCCUUUUGUUGACUGAGGCCAAGAACUCAUUGGCUUUCCAAUGAAGCAAGUCCGUUAACUGGACUCGCAGUGAUGCCAGUGGUUUUCUGGGAAGAGCAACAGCAAGUCCAGCACAAUCUACAGUAUUAAUAUUGCCCAAAGUCUCAUAUUUUUAUCAGCUACAAUUCCCAUUUGCAGAUGGGUUCAUGCAUGUUUUAACCUUCGAGAUCUGAUCCCGUGGGGGCUCAAGUGAAGAGCCAACGUGUUUGAAGACAUUCAUUCCCCAGAAGUCUACUGGAUGCAGGCAGCCAGGGGGCCUGUUUCUCAGAGCUUUCCUCCCAUCCGCUGCCUAAGCUGGGGUCUCCCUCCGCAUCACAUUAGCAUGACUCCAUGUAUUGCUUCAGUGCUUGUUUACGAAUGGAAGACAAACGUAACUGGACUGAGUUGCACCAGAAUGAUCCUCUGAAGUACACCAGACCUGUACAUGUAUUGUAUGUAAUACCGCAGAGAUUGGAAUCAACUUACUGUAUGUAAAGUUUUAUGAAUGGUUAUUUUAUAAUUUAUGUAUUGAAUAUAGGCAUCAAU
This is a messenger RNA of Phyllostomus hastatus (greater spear-nosed bat), 8343 nucleotides long. RefSeq names its product janus kinase and microtubule interacting protein 2 (gene JAKMIP2). Gene Ontology annotation, molecular function: microtubule binding; kinase binding. The record is from RefSeq and is a predicted model, not a curated record. The transcript is spliced from 22 exons. The coding region runs from base 366 to 2828 and encodes 820 amino acids. Lineage: Eukaryota; Metazoa; Chordata; Mammalia; Chiroptera; Phyllostomidae.